Mercenaria mercenaria is the source of this 2192-nucleotide messenger RNA. Its product is annotated as tropomodulin-like. Lineage: Eukaryota; Metazoa; Mollusca; Bivalvia; Venerida; Veneridae. The transcript has 10 exons. Gene Ontology annotation, molecular function: tropomyosin binding. The coding region runs from base 140 to 1219 and encodes 359 amino acids. The record is from RefSeq and is a predicted model, not a curated record. Gene Ontology annotation, cellular component: myofibril. Gene Ontology annotation, biological process: myofibril assembly; pointed-end actin filament capping.
UUUGUACUAUUUAGUUUGCUAUAACCCAAAUCUGAUCGAAAAAUACAACUGGAUUUUUCAUACGAAAGGCCGCUUAAAGGGGUCAAGGUCACUGAGAACUUCCGGAAAUCUGAAAUUGCGUGAAUAGGUGUUGAUCAAGAUGUCUGACGCAGAAUUUUUGAAGAUGGCAACCAACAAGGAUGUUGAUAUUGACCUUGACAACAUAGAUGAGCUGUUGGCUCAGCUGACGGCUGAAGAAAUAGAUGAACUAAAUGGAGAUUUCGAUCCUGAUAACUCCUUCCUUCCACCGUCAGAGCGUAUGAAAUCUCAGACACUGAAGGACCCUACAGGACCAUUUAGUCGCAAGAAGUUGCUAGCUUUCCUCGAGAAGAAAGCAAAGGAGGAAAAGGACUGGGAAAAUGUGACACAGUAUGUCAAGAAGGCACCAGGAGAGUCAAACGAUGUUUCAGAAAAACCAUGGAAACCAAAGGAGGUAAAGAAGACAAAAGAAGAAGAGGCAAUUGAUACUGAAUGGGACGAUAUUCUUACACAGGCAACAGAAGAUGAACUCGUAGAUUUAGCGGCUGUGCUUGGUUUUCAUGGUAUGUUGAAUCAGACACAGUUCUACGCUUCCGAACGCGAUGAGAAACUUGAAAGUGGAGGUUUCACAGGUAUGGCAAAGUCCGAGGUACUAAAGGUUAUCCCCUUCGAACCACCAAACCAGACAGAUGUAGAGGACAGCAUCAAAAGGAUCAAAGACAAUGACUCCAGCCUGAAACAUCUUAACCUCAAUAACAUAAAGAAUAUUUCCCAUGAAAGAUUGGAAGCUGUAUGUGAAGGCCUGAAGACCAAUACAAAUCUAGAAAUCCUUGAAAUGGCCAGUGUUGCUAUGACAGACAGGGUUGCCAAGAAACUAGCUGAAGGCUUACAGGAAAACAAAACACUUAAAACAUUAAACAUAGAAUCCAACUUUAUAACAGGGGAACCGCUAGUGGAGAUCCUGAAAGCAAUAAAUGUUAACAAGAAUGUGACAGAAUUUAGGGCAGCUAACCAGAAACCAGAGGCACUGGGCAACAAAGUUGAGACCAAAAUUAUAAAACUGGUCCAAGAAAAUGAUAAAAUAUUGACCCUCGGUUUGGCGUUCGAGUUCCCAGAAACCAGAGUGCGGGUAACAUCAAAGCUGCAGGACAACUAUGAUCAGAUGCGAAAAAAGCGUGUAGGAACCAAAGCGGAUGCGUAGAUGUCCAGCGAGUCCACAUUAUAGUCUAGAACAAAUUUAGUCAGUUUUUACAACACAUAUAUAUGUACUUGCCUCUGUGUGUGAUUUUAGUCGCAAUAAGGUUAUUAUCGUUUAAAUGUACACUAUAAUUCGUCAAAGAAAUGUGACUUUUCGGGGCCCCUGUUUACACAGAAACUUGUUCUCACAUUAUAAGUACAUACAUAUGUAUUUAUAUGUUAUUUUGUUGAAUAGGUGCACUUAAAUUAGCGAACUAUACUUUUCAAAUCUUAGUUCACCUUAAGAGUUUCCUUCCAGUUUUGUAUACUGUUUUCAUUUCAGUGACAUUAAGAUAGAAUGAAUUUAACAUUUUCAUUGUGAGAGAGGUUAUGAUUUCAAAUUAAGUUUUUGCGUUCAUAUAGUAAGUUCCUAUACAUAUAAAAUUGUGUUAGUGAAAAUUUGUUUGGUAGAUUUAAUGAAGUCAGUAAUUACAUAUAAAUCUACAUGUUUAAGACUUCAGACUCUGGUUUCGCAAGUAUAUUUUGAAUGUGUAAGCUUAAUGGGUGUGAAAGCUUCAAUUUUCUAAAUGUUGACACCCCAAGACACUUAACGUAUAUUUUCGCUUAUAAGACGCAUAAUAAGGAGUCAUAUUUCCAGUUCAGAGAGUGGGGAGCAUCUUAUAAGCGUGUACUACAAGGACAUUAAAAGAAAAAGAAACCCCAGAUGUACGACGUCUUAUAAGCGAGUGGGUCUUGUAAGCGAAAAUAUGUGGUAUUUAAAUGAAGAGUAGAAUCCUGCAUCUGUGCUACCCCAUACAAGCAAAUAUGGAAACACAACCUUAUUUGCAGAAUGUAAACUUUAACCAUAUUGUAAUUCUUUUGCAUUGUUGAAAGUUCCAUUUAAUUUUGAAGUGUUACAGAAAAUAAAGUUAAUUUGUAAAUUUAUUUACUGCUGUUGCAUUACAAAUUAAUUGUUUUUUAUUGUUGGAAAUCAAACA